This is a messenger RNA of Aphidius gifuensis, 1078 nucleotides long. Its product is annotated as serine/threonine-protein kinase RIO3-like. Lineage: Eukaryota; Metazoa; Arthropoda; Insecta; Hymenoptera; Braconidae. Bases 197 to 865 code for a protein of 222 amino acids. The record is from RefSeq and is a predicted model, not a curated record. The transcript has 5 exons.
UAUUUUUUUUUUUUGUUAAAACAUUGCAACAAAUACGCAACAUAUUUUUUUUUUAUUUAAUAUAAGUAUUUAUUUAUUGUAAAUAUAAGUUAUAUACAUAAAAAGGGAUUGUCUUUUUAAUCUCAAAGUAUUAAAUUAAAUUAAUUUCUAGUCUUCAAUUUAUAUCGUUUAUAUUGAAUAUAAAUUUUCAAUAACAAUGGCAUCACCUUGGGCAAAAAUUAAACCAGUUGACGAUGGAGCUGUAAGUUUACAACAGAUUGCUGCUGAAGAAAUUAUCAAGAAUCUUCAAGAAAAAGAAUUUCGUAAAUAUGAAAAGCCUAUUGAGCCUGAAAUAAUUCAGGACAUUACUGAAAUUCCAGAGGAAUUAAUUUGUGAAUUGGAGGGCACAAAUGAUGAUGCAGCUAUUGCACAAUUAUUGCAAAAGCAAUUUAAUCAAGAGUAUGAUUUAAUGUUGAAAAAAACUGAAGAAAAAUACAAUGGUCGAUCAAAAGUUGGAAUAUCUCUUUUGAAUUAUCGACAAUGUCCAAGUUUAGAUCCAGAGGAUGAAAAAUCAUCAGCUGAUGAUGACAGUCGUGACCUAGAUAGAUUUGUUAGUGUUGAAAAGGAGUAUGCUUCAAUACCAAGAUGUGGUUACAAAAAGACAAAUGAAGGAUCUGAAAUUGUAACAAAACAUGACAUGUUAAUGUCAUCAAGAAUAAAUGCAUGUCGUGUACUUGAAUUUCCACCAGGUAUAUCAACUGGUGAUACUGCUGGUUUUGAUGUCAAAUUAAAUAACCAAGUGUUCAAUGGUCUUCGCAAUCAUAGCUAUGCUCAUUGUUCUCGUGAAAAAGCCAAGACCAGACCACAUCCAAAAACAUCUCCAUAAAAAAAAAAAAAAAAACUAAAAAAAACUUGUUCAUCAAUAUAUUUAUCAUUUAUAUAUUUAUUUUAAAUUAUUUCAGCUGGACAAUGAUUAAUAAAUUAAAAUGACUAUAAAGAAAAUUAUUGUAGAAAAUAUAAUUUGUAUUGAUACAUCAGGUUUUGGAAGAAUUAUUAUUAUUAAAUAUGUUUUUCAAAAACAACAAAAAUCAAAAUUAAA